GUCUUCCGCAUCAUUCAUCUUAUCAAAAUAUAAAAAUUCCUCUUCUACUUUUGCCGUUCCUCUCUAAUUUCAAGCUUUCCUCAUCCGCCUUCAAACUCGAGCAAUCUUAAGGAAAUCAGAUGGCUCGUACGAAGCAAACUGCCCGUAAAUCUACUGGAGGUAAGGCUCCAAGGAAGCAGCUUGCCACCAAAGCUGCCCGUAAAUCUGCCCCAACAACAGGAGGAGUUAAGAAGCCUCACAGAUACAGACCUGGUACUGUUGCUCUUCGUGAAAUUCGCAAGUACCAGAAGAGUACUGAGCUGUUGAUCAGGAAAUUGCCAUUCCAAAGGCUUGUUCGUGAAAUUGCACAGGACUUCAAGACCGACUUGCGUUUCCAGAGCCACGCUGUGUUGGCUUUGCAAGAAGCAGCUGAGGCAUACCUUGUUGGAUUGUUUGAGGACACAAAUCUGUGCGCCAUUCACGCCAAGCGUGUGACUAUCAUGCCCAAGGAUAUCCAGUUGGCCAGAAGGAUUAGGGGAGAAAGAGCUUAGAAUGAUCUGUUCUGCUUUUGUGGUGCUUAGAUUGUUGAAGUGUUUUUUUAACGUUUUGUGCUUUUCUUCUUCUUCAUAAUAGGUAGUUUUACUAGAUAUGAAUGACUGUGGCAUACUGGAAAUUUGAUACUCUCUAUUAUAUAGGCGAAUUUAAUUGGUAUUUCUCUUUUCAAUUCU
Nicotiana attenuata is the source of this 707-nucleotide messenger RNA. Its product is annotated as histone H3.3. Lineage: Eukaryota; Viridiplantae; Streptophyta; Magnoliopsida; Solanales; Solanaceae. Gene Ontology annotation, cellular component: nucleosome. The record is from RefSeq and is a predicted model, not a curated record. Gene Ontology annotation, molecular function: DNA binding; structural constituent of chromatin; protein heterodimerization activity. Bases 120 to 530 code for a protein of 136 amino acids. The transcript is spliced from 2 exons.